Cooperia oncophora is the source of this 225-nucleotide messenger RNA. NCBI's taxonomy places the organism in Eukaryota, Metazoa, Nematoda, Chromadorea, Rhabditida, Trichostrongylidae. The record is from the annotation of a GenBank genome assembly.
AUGGACGUUAACUGGACGGAGUAUUUCCUCCUCGUAGCACCACCUGAGAGUCACAGCUAUAUUUUGGCGAAUCCGUCAGUGGUGGUUCCUAGUAUGGAAUAUAUAGCACAAAUUAAUCAACUUUUCAAUGAUGCCUCAUCAAGAACGCUAACCAACUACGUGAUUGUACAAUAUAUACUGUCAUGGAUGAGAGUACUGGACAACAAGUAUCUCAGUCUUUUCCAG